UCACCAAAACCUGACCUCGCUUUCCCUCGAAGGAAAAAAAACUGACCUCGCACAAAGCUCUGCUUCCCCGUUCCCUGACUGCCACAGUGACCUCGGCUCUGCUGUGCUCCGAGGCGCCCGUGAACAUCCAGCCCAUGGCGGAAGAAGCUGCGGCGAAGAGGACCAAGACGGAGAUGGAACUUGGAGAGGGGUCAGAGCCAGACGCAGCGGAGGCGGCGCAGGUGGAAGGGGAGAGUCCUGGCGGCGUCGAGAUAACCGUCAAGAUAGACUCCAAAGCUCUCCAAUGCCGGAUCUGCUCCGAGCCCCUCAAGCCACCCAUCUUCAAGUGUGGGGCUGGGCACGUGUUGUGUUGUCAGUGCCCGGAAAAGCUCCGUGAAGUUGGGGACGUUUUGAGGCUGGGUACAUUCUGCGCUCUGUGUUGCAAAAGCACUCGCUAUUCCCGCUGCGUGGAGCUCGAGUGGUUCAUCGACGCCAUGAAAGUGCCAUGCUUGAACCAAUCAUACGGCUGCAACGAGUUCGUCAGCUACCAGCAGAAAGAGAAGCAUGAGAGCUCGUGCGCACAUGCUCCAUGCUACUGCCCAGAGGACGACUGUGCCUUCAAAGCGCCGGCAUGUUGCCUGCUGGACCACUUGGUCACCGCACACGGAUGGUCGCCGACCAACCUCGGUUACAACAAGCCACUGAAGAUCCCCUUGGCUCGAGACUGCCGGUUCACGCUGCUCGUUGGGGAGGACAUGUCCUUGUUCCUCCUGACAAACACUCUGACCAGCAUCGGUAGCGCUCUCGCCGUGGUCUGCGUCAGGCCCCACGAGUCUGAACCGAGCUAUUCGUGCAACAUCUCAGCUGCUCAUGGUGUUGCUGAUGGGAAAUCCGAGGGGAGGCUCGUGUUCCAAAAGAACCCCCAUGUGUCGAGCAGCUCGCUGGAGGGUGGAGUUCAGCUGGGCAACUUCUUCCUGCUGGUUCCUCCGGAACUCGCCGAGAGCUCAUCUGGUGAGCUCACUGUACACAUCCGCAUCGACAGAGUGGCGCCGUAGGGAUCUCAGCUAGAAAGCUGUCGACAGAGUGUUUUGCCAACUCGUCGACAGACAUGUGCCAUAGGGAUCUUGGCAAGAAGUUAUGGACUGAGGCUUUGGGUCACAGAUUUAGUAGGUUCCUUGCAACUAGUGUCACUUAUAAUGACUGCUCUGCGCUGCUUAAUUGCCAUGUAACAGGAGGAAGUAGACUGAGUUUAGAAGAUUGCUUUGUUAUGUAGCUUGCUUUCAUUUGUAAUGGUACAAGUUAUCCUAACUACAGACUCGUUAGUGUCAUAAAUGGGGCUGCUUGAGCUCAAAAAAUAAAUAAAUGGGGCUGCUCUUGGUUA
Molecule: messenger RNA, 1360 nt
Organism: Hordeum vulgare subsp. vulgare (domesticated barley)
Lineage: Eukaryota; Viridiplantae; Streptophyta; Magnoliopsida; Poales; Poaceae
Product: E3 ubiquitin-protein ligase SINA-like 10
Exons: 2
Coding region: 135-1034 (299 amino acids)
Molecular function (GO): zinc ion binding
Source: RefSeq, a predicted model, not a curated record